Molecule: messenger RNA, 657 nt
Organism: Pseudo-nitzschia multistriata
Lineage: Eukaryota; Bacillariophyta; Bacillariophyceae; Bacillariales; Bacillariaceae
Source: the annotation of a GenBank genome assembly
CAGCAACGAAAGAAGCGAAACAACAACGAUUGGCUUCGAGAGGCACAUGGUCGAGAUGACGGUGCAGCGGUGCUUCGACACGGCCCUGAUCCCCAUCUGGGACAUGGUCAACCACGACAACGGCAGGAUCAACACGGAGAACGACACGAUGCACGCCCCCGGCGGCCUGGCGGUCCGGGCGGCCMRGGGCCUAGCCGGCGGCGAGGAGCUCUUUGCCACCUACGACGGCUGCGUCGACUGCUUCGGCRUCGACGAGUACUGGGGGACGCCGGAAAUCCUCAAGGACUUUGGCUUUGUCGAGAACUACCCCCACCGGUGGGUCUUUGUCGACCAAGACAUCUGGUUCGAAAUCUGGGAGGCGGAAGAGGGCAAGGUGGUCUACUACGGCGAGGAGGAGAGCSACGACGAGGUCCUGCCGUACGGGCAGGAACAGAUGGACUUUCUCGAGAACGAGAGGAUGCGGCUAGAGGCCGCUCGCAAAACCCUGCUGCAGACCCAGGGGGCCGUUCCGGACCACGAGUGGGAGGUCGUCCUCCGGUACCACGCGGCGGCUUCCGAGGACCUUCGCAYGGUCCUGCUGUCUCAGAAAAACAAAUACGAGAGGUGGGGUUUGGCAAGAGAGCUCUAGGCAUUCGAUAAAAAAAUACUAGGAUCCAC